Messenger RNA from Plasmodium gallinaceum, 1977 nucleotides. Its product is annotated as N-glycosylase/DNA lyase, putative. The coding region runs from base 1 to 1977 and encodes 658 amino acids. The record is from RefSeq and is a predicted model, not a curated record. Gene Ontology annotation, molecular function: 8-oxo-7,8-dihydroguanine DNA N-glycosylase activity; damaged DNA binding. Gene Ontology annotation, cellular component: nucleus. Gene Ontology annotation, biological process: base-excision repair; base-excision repair, AP site formation; nucleotide-excision repair. NCBI's taxonomy places the organism in Eukaryota, Apicomplexa, Aconoidasida, Haemosporida, Plasmodiidae. The transcript has a single exon.
AUGAAAAUUUAUUAUAUAUUUUGGGUUUUAUCAAUAAAGUAUAUUUAUAUUUGCAAAUAUAUAAACAAAAAUAAACAAACAAGUUUAAAUAAUAUAAGUAAUAUUCAUGGAAUAAAAUAUAAUUUAAAAGUUGAAAAUAAAAUGAAGAAAAAAAUUUUUCUUAAAAUUAAAAGGGAAAAUAUUAAGAAAAAGAAAAUUUUAAAUACAAAAAUUAAUGGUUUUACAUUUUUAAAUAAUAUGCAAAUUAUUAAAAAAAAAAAAUUUACUAAAAUUAGUGAGAAUAAUUUACUUAAUAACAAUAUAAAGGACGAGAAAAUAUAUGAAUACCAUGAAGAAAAUAAUGAAGAAAAUAAUAAAGAAAAUAAUUACGAAAAAAAUGAAUAUGAAUCAAAAGAAAUACAUUAUAUAAUAAAUAAUUACGAAAAAAAUUGGUAUACUUUAAAUGUUACUAAAAAUGAUUUACAGUUGAUAUACUGUUUCCUAAUAGGGCAAGAGUUUUGUUUUAGUGAAGUUGAAUGUAACAAAUAUAUUGGCUUAAUAAAUAAAAAAAUAUUUUUAUUUAAAGAAACAGAAAACAAUAUUUUUUAUCAAUGUCUAUAUGACAAUAAAAUUACCCUACAUAGCAAAAAAAAUAAUAUUGAAAUAUUAAACUGUGACACUAAUGAAAAUCAAAGCAACUAUGAAAAGGAAUUACAAGACUUUUUUAAUUUGAAAUUUCCUUUGGAUAAAAAUAUGGAAGCAUGGAAGAAAAAAGAUAAAAGAAUGAAUGAAAUUUCUAAUAAAAUAAAGGGACUACGAAUAUUAAAAGUAGACCCAGUUGAGUCUUUUUUCGCUUUUCUUUGUUCAUCUAACAAUAAUAUUCCAAGAAUAACAUUAAUGAUUGAUUGUUUAAAAAGGCGUUAUGGUAAAUUUCUAGCUACAAUUAUUUUUCAAGAUAAUGAUAUAAUUAUAAAAACUAAAAAUGAAAUGGAACGCAUAAAAGAAGAAAGUAACACUAUUUCAAAUAUGAAAAAAAUACAUUAUGAAAAUCUAAAAAUAAAAAAAGAGAAUUAUGAAAAUAUAAAGAAAAAUAUAAAAACAGAGGAUGAUGAAACAAUAAAUAAAAAUAUAAAAAAUAAAAGCUAUCAAAGUAUAAAAGUUAAUGUAAAAACUGAAAAUGAUGAAUAUAUAAAUAAAAAUAUAGAAAAAAAUAGAUUUAAAAGUACACAAAAAAAAACAAAAAUAGAAAGUGAUAAAUAUUUAAAUAAUGAUUUGUAUAGUGGGAAAAAUGAAUUAUUAUGUGAUGAUAAUAAAACAUUUUAUGAAAAUGUAAAAAAAAUGAUAAAAGAAGAAAGAAAAAUGAAAACUUUUGAUUUUUACGAAUUUCCAAAAAUUGAAACUUUGUCUAAAUUAAAGGAAGAAGAUCUAAGGAGUUUAGGGUUCGGCUACAGAAGUAAUUAUAUUAUAGAGAGUGCAAAAAUGUUAACAAAAAUGGGAAAUGAAAAAUGGAUAGAAGACUUAAGAAAAGAAGAAAAAACAAAAGAUUGCAUAGAUAAAUUAGUUAAAUUUCCUGGUAUAGGUUUAAAAGUAGCUAACUGUAUUUGCCUUUUUGGUCUGAAUAGAUUUGAUUGUAUACCCAUAGAUACUCAUAUUUAUGACAUUAUUUACAAAUAUUAUAAUAACUUAAUAGAAAAUGUAGAUAAUAAUGAUUCCAUUAAUAAGAAUAAAUAUAGUAAAAAGAAUUUACAUACAAACAAAAAUACAAGAGAAAACGCAAAUGAUAAACAUAUAAAAAUUCCACAAAUUUUAGAUAAUGUAAAAAUAAAUGAUCAAGCAUAUCGUAUACAGAAUACGAAACAGAAAAAGAAAACUUUAACGAAAUCGUUAUAUAUAAAAUUAUUUACAAAACUCAAAAAUUUAUUUGGCCCUAAUUGUGGGUGGGCACAAACAAUUCUAUUUGUAUCUGAAUUAAAAAAAUUUGGUCAUUUGUUUGAAUAA